AUGGCCAAGGGUUCUGCCAACCAGACGAAGAGCGUGCCCAAUAAACACUUGCACGCACGCAUCGCAUACUUGCACCAGGCUGCCACCCAUCUCGCCCUGAAGCAACAAUCUGUAACCAAGACCGACUCAUCCGUCGCCGACUCUCGAUUGCAACAGCACGGUCUGCCUCUUCUGCUCGCCGCCCAACUCCAGGCUGUCUCUCAAAAGGCCCAGAUUCGUCUGUCUCAUGAUAUGAAGCGCUCUAUCUGCAAGGUCUGCAGCACUCCUCUCAUGUCAGAUACGACUUCGAAGACGCGCAUCGAGAACAAGAGCAGAACCGGGGGAAAAUCUUGCGCCGAUGUCCUUGUAAUCCAGUGUCAAAACUGUGGGACUGAAAAGAGGUUUCCCGUUGGUGCCAGCCGUCAAAAGAAAAAAGCAGAACGCAAAGCUGCACUUGCCGAGAGACAGAACAUCGAGGUCGUCGAGAAACAGAACAUCGAGGUCGCCGAGAAACAGAACACCGAGGUCGAAAUAGUCAACGAUUGA
Molecule: messenger RNA, 525 nt
Organism: Aureobasidium musti
Lineage: Eukaryota; Fungi; Ascomycota; Dothideomycetes; Dothideales; Saccotheciaceae
Source: the annotation of a GenBank genome assembly